CCUAUACAUUCGCUAUCUAUCGUGAUCGACACUCGCUCUAGUCACUAUGCUGUCCAAACUCGUCCUCCUCACUCCCCUCCUCGCCGGCCAUGGUCUCGCCGCCCACUACGGCUCCCACCUCGUCGGCAUGGACAUCUUCAAGCGUCAGAGCGAGGCCUUCGUCCCUGGCACCACCCCCGGCUGUCCCGACGACUGGCCCAUGUGCGGGACAAGCGGUAUCUGCUACAAUCCGAAGCAAGGACAGACGUGCUGUCCGGGUGGGAAGUAUGCCUGCCCGUCCAACUCCUUCUGCCUGCAGGACCCGUACUGCUGUCCUGAUGGCCUCGACCCCGAAACCUGCGCCCAAAGAUACGGCAUCACCUUGUCCCCCAGCUCAACCGAGGAGCCUGUCCCUGAGCCCACGAAGACCACCGAGCCAGUAGAGCCUACUGAGACCGUCGAGCCUACUGUCUCCAAGCCGACGGACCCUGAGCCCACGGAGACGGCCCCUCAACCUACAGAUACUGUUGUCCCUGAGCCAACUGAGUCUGUUCCCCCAACGACGACCUCGAACCCGGUGAUUCCUAAGCCGCCGACCUCGACGGUGCCGUCCGUGCCGUCGAGUACUGCGCACCCGACGAUCCCGACUGCGUCGCCGUCCAAUCCACUAUUCACGGGUGGCGCCAAUGCUAGGGAAGUGGUUGGUGGAGCGGCGAUUGUUCUUGGGGGACUGGGAUUGCUGGGGAAUUUGAUUUAGGGAGGC
Messenger RNA from Aspergillus steynii IBT 23096, 742 nucleotides. RefSeq lists its product as uncharacterized. NCBI's taxonomy places the organism in Eukaryota, Fungi, Ascomycota, Eurotiomycetes, Eurotiales, Aspergillaceae. Bases 47 to 736 code for a protein of 229 amino acids. The record is from RefSeq and is a predicted model, not a curated record. The transcript is spliced from 3 exons.